Messenger RNA from Dicrocoelium dendriticum, 308 nucleotides. The record is from the annotation of a GenBank genome assembly. NCBI's taxonomy places the organism in Eukaryota, Metazoa, Platyhelminthes, Trematoda, Plagiorchiida, Dicrocoeliidae.
AUGUUAUUCUAUUGCAACCUUGCGUCUCUCACUGGUUACAAGAUCCUUGGGUCUUUGCACUGCGAGAGCAGUAUCCGAAGUCGUUCACAUGAUGAUCAUCUUUAUACUGUUUACGCUUCAGCUGUCUCCAACCCGGUCGAGCUUAUUUGUCUUACGCGUGAUGCAUUCCCAUUCGGUAUUCAAGCUCACUCACCAAAACUGAAGGUGCAUGGUAAUCUUGCAGUUGUCCAUGCAGUCGACACCGGAGACUUAGUGCACACUGUUGGUCUGCAACUUCACUCCCUCAUACUUGCGGUGUUUUUGAUCUG